GCGCCCGCCAUGUCGUGCGUGCACUACAAGUUCUCCUCCAAGCUCAACUAUGACACGGUCACCUUCGACGGCCUCCACAUCUCCCUGUGCGACCUCAAGCGCCAGAUCAUGGGCCGCGAGAAGCUCAAGGCGGCCGACUGCGACCUGCAGAUCACCAACGCGCAGACCAAAGAAGAAUACACAGAUGAUACUGCCCUGAUUCCUAAGAAUUCAUCAGUAAUUGUUAGAAGAAUCCCAAUUGGAGGAGUUAAAGCUACCAGCAAAACAUAUGUUAUGACUCCUAAAUCGCACAAAAUCCUAGAAACUUCUUUCAGAAGUCGAACUGAACCAGUGAGUGGGACAUCAAAAGCAAUUGAUGACUCUUCUGCAUCUAUUUCUCUGGCCCAGCUUACUAAGACCGCCAAUCUGGCUGAAGCCAAUGCUUCCGAAGAAGAUAAAAUAAAAGCUAUGAUGUCACAGUCUGGCCAUGAAUAUGAUCCCAUCAACUACAUGAAGAAACCCUUGGGUCCGCCUCCACCGUCCUAUACGUGCUUUCGUUGUGGAAAACCUGGCCAUUACAUAAAGAACUGCCCAACAAAUGGGGACAAAAAUUUUGAGUCUGUUCCGAGGAUUAAAAAGAGCACAGGAAUUCCCAGGAGUUUCAUGAUGGAGGUGAAAGAUCCCAAUACAAAGGGUGCUAUGCUUACAAACACUGGAAAAUACGCAAUACCGACCAUCGAUGCGGAAGCUUAUGCUAUAGGAAAGAAGGAGAAGCCUCCAUUCUUGCCAGAGGAUCCAUCUUCCUCCUCUGAAGAAGAUGAUCCUAUUCCAGAUGAGUUGUUAUGUCUCAUUUGCAAAGAUAUAAUGACCGAUGCGGUGGUUAUUCCCUGCUGUGGAAACAGUUAUUGUGAUGAAUGUAUCAGAACAGCACUCCUGGAAUCUGAGGAACAUACCUGCCCAACUUGUCAUCAGACAGAUGUUUCUCCUGAUGCUUUAAUUGCCAACAAGUUUCUGCGCCAGGCUGUGAACAACUUCAAAAAUGAAACUGGGUACACAAAGAGGCUCCGUAAGCAGAUUCAGCAGCAACAGCAGCAGCAGCCGCCGCCGCCGCCGCCACCACCACCGCCACUAAUGAGACAAACAAUAACUCGCAACCUGCAGCCUCUGCUCAGACCAACGAUUUCCAGACAGCAGGAUCCACUAAUGAUUCCAUUAGCUGCUCUGUCGUCUCAUUCUGCUGCUUUGUCAGCACUGGCUCCUGGUCACUCUAUGGCAGCUGCUCUGCCAGUAAAUCCGGCUUCUGCCGCGGUCUCAGAUCUCCCUCCAGCAGUGUCCCUAUCUCUUCGUGCUGAAAAGCCAGAUGGACCUUUUCGUGAUGCUGAUGGUGUUUUACCUCCUGCUGCGCUUGUGAGUGCAUCUGAACUUGUUAAAUCAUCUUCUGUUCUGUCAAUCAGCAGUUUGAUGGAUGAGAAGGGCUAUCAGGUUCCUGUGCUAAGACAGCCAGCGUUACAAAGUCUUCUAGGCCCACAAGGACAGUCCAUACCCACAACUGGUCAGCCCAUGAGAGUCGGUGCCCUCCGCAUGGCAGGCGGCAGGCCAGGCUGGGAACCAAGUUCAAAUCGAGGACGCCCGCAUAGUGAACGUACACAAAGGACUCAGGCCCCAACACUACCAGCAUCAGCACCAGUCUUUGUGCCUGUGCCUCCACCUCCCUUGUAUCCUCCACCUCCCCAUGCACUUCCUCUUCCACCGGGGGUACCACCACCACAGUUUCCUCCUCAGUUUCCACCUGGUCAGCCUCCAUCUGCUGGGUACACUGUCCCCCCUCCAGGAUAUCCCCCAGCUCCUGCAAACAUGUCAUCAGCUUGGGUACCAACAGCAGUACCAACGGCUCAUUCAAAUGCCAUCCCAACGACACAAGCACCUCCUUUAUCUAGGGAGGAGUUUUACAGAGAACAACGGAGACUUAAAGAGGAGGAAAAGAAAAAGUCCAAACUUGAUGAGUUUACAAAUGAUUUUGCUAAGGAAUUGAUGGAAUAUAAAAAGAUUCAAAAGGAGCGUAGGCGUUCGUUUUCCAGGUCCAAGUCUCCCUAUAGUGCUUCAUCCUACUCUAGAAGUUCCUACACCUACUCCAAGUCGAGAUCAGGUUCUUCUCGCUCCCGCUCCUACUCUCGCUCGUUUAGUCGUUCGCAUUCACGUUCCUACUCGCGGUCACCUCCGUAUCCCAGAAGAGGCAAAGGAAAAAGCCGUAACUAUCGCUCUAGGUCAAGGUCACAUGGUUAUCACCGCUCGAGGUCAAGAUCACCACCAUAUAGAAGAUACCAUUCACGAUCAAGGUCUCCAAUAUUUAGAGGCCAGUCUCCCACUAAAAGGACUAUACCACAAGGGGAAGGGGAAAGGGAGUAUUUUAACAGAUACAGAGAAAUUCCACCCUAUGAUAUGAAAGCUUACUAUGGCAGAUCUGUUGAUUUUAGAGAUCCGUUUGAAAAAGAAAGAUACAGAGAAUGGGAAAGGAACUAUAGAGAGUGGUAUGAGAAGUUUUACAAGGGUUAUGCCGUCGGAGCUCAGCCUCGACCCCCAGUAAGCAGAGAGAACUUCUCUCCAGAGAGGUUUGGUCCCCCUGGAACCAGGCGAGAGAGUUCACCGUAUGCUCGGGGACGUAGGGAGGAUUAUGCUAGUGGACAAAGCCAUAGAAAUCGUAGUAUAGGUGGCAGUUACCCUGAAAAGCCUUCUGGAAGAGAGAGCCAUGGCAUCAAAGAUCCCACAAAAUCAAAAGAAAAAGAGGUAGAAAAUCCGCUGGGAGAUGGCAAGGGAAAUAAACAUAAAAAACACCGAAAGAGAAGAAAAGGUGAUGAAAAUGAAGGGUUUCCCAAUGCUGAGUUGUUGGAAGGUGCAAGAAAAUCAAGAGAACCAGUUGCAGCAGAAGAUGUCAAAGCAGACUCUAUGUUCAUGGUCCCCAGUAGAGAUGAUGCUACCCCUGUGAGGGAUGAACCUAUGGAAGCAGAUUCCAUUGCUUUUAAACCAGUGUCUGAAAAGGAGAAAAAAGAGAAAGAUAAGCCGAAAGCAAAAGUUGACAAGACGAAACGGAAAGCAGAAGUAGCUGUUGCUCCUAAGAAAGACAGUACAGUCAAACCUACUAAAGCUUCCCAGGAGAGGGUAGACACUGAUCGUGAAAAAUCUCCUCGGACAGAACCCUCUGCAAAAAAAGUGAAGGAGGAGUUGCCAAAGACAGAUGGUGUUAAAGCAUCUUCAUCUCAAAAGGAUGAGAAGGCUCUUGGUACACCCCGGAAAGCUCAUCCAAAAGUGACAAAAGAUCACCCAGAAACCAGACCGGCCAAGGAAGAAAAGGCCAAGAAAGAUCAUCCAAAAGAAGGCAAGUCAGAGAAGCCCUCCAACAAAGAGGAGAAGUCAAAGAAAACAGCUGAAAAAAGCAAAACUUCUGAUGCCAAACCUGAAAAAAGAAAAAGGAAGGCAGAUGAAAAGGUAGAUAAAGAGCACGAAGCUGCCUCUGUAAAGGCCUCCAAACCGGAAAGCGCUGAAUCAAAAGCGUCACCGAAGGGGAAGGCUGAGCCCGAUGGUGAAAAAACAGAGAGAACCCCAGAAAAGGAUAAAUCUGCUUUUCUGACUGCGCCUGCAAAAAAGAUUAAACUUAACCGAGAAACUGGCAAGAAGAUUGUGAGUGGAGAAAAUGUACCCCCUGCAAAGGAACCUGCUGAGAAACCUGAGCCGAGCAGCAGCAAAGCUAAAGCAGAAAAAGCGAAAGGAAAAGUGAGAAGAAAAGUAACAGCAGCUGAUGGAUCUGGUUCGACUCUCGUAGAUUACACCAGCACUAGUUCCACUGGAGGAAGCCCUGUGAGAAAGCCUGAAGAAAAAACAGAUACAAAACGGACUGUUAUUAAGACCAUGGAGGAGUAUAAUAAUGAUAUAACCGCCCCUGCUGAAGACGUCAUUAUUAUGAUCCAGGUCCCUCAAUCAAAGUGGGAUAAAGAUGACUUUGAGUCUGAAGAGGAAGACAUUAAGUCCACCCAGGUACCCACAAAUGUAGGGAAACCAGCUAGUGUUGUAAAAAAUGUGAGUGUUAAGCCCCCAAACCCCGUGAAACACAGUGAAAAAGAAGCUGAGCCUUUGGAAAAAACACAAAAAGCUGCAAAAGAAGUGAGUUACGAGAGCUCCCAGCAUGAUGCAAAAGGAUCAAAAAGCUCCAUGGCAAGUGAAAAAGGGAAAACCAAAGACCGGGAUCAUUCUUUGUCAGACAAGGACACUUCUGAGAAGAGAAAGAGCAGUGUUCAGCCAGAAAAAGACCACUCAGAACGAGGGACUGAACAAGGAAAUGGAAAAAAUAUUUCUCAAUCUUCCAAAGAGAGCAGAUCUUCAGAGAAACAUGAUAACGGGCGCGGAUCCACUGCUAAAGACUUCACUCCUAACAGAGACAAGAAAUCUGACCACGAUAGCACCAGAGAUCAUUCUAGCUCCAAGCGCAGAGAUGAGAAGGGAGAGGUAGCGAGGAGAAAAGACUCUCCUUCCCGAAGCAGGGAGGCCGCGUCGGGACAGAAGAGCAAGCCGCGAGAGGAGCGCGCGGAGGCGGCCAAGAAGGGCGCCGGCGAUGCCAAGAGGGGCGGCUACAGCCCCGCACGCGAGCGCAGGCCGGCCGAGCACAAGCCCGCGCACGAGCCCAAGCGCUCGGCGGAAGAACACAAACCUCCAGAUAAGAACGCGGGCAAGGAGAAGGAGAAGGAAAAAGAGAAACAGGUGACGGAAGUAAAGAGCAAUAAAGAAAAAGAGCCGGUUGUUAAUAAGCCACCUCCGAGACUUGAAUCCCCAGAUGCAAAAAAUGAGAAAGAAAACGUGACCGGGCAGAAUGAGAAGAACGUCGUCAAGCCUAAGCCUCAGGUCAGCACCUCCUCGCGGCUCUCCUCCGAUCUGACCCGAGAAACUGAUGAGGCUGCCUUCGUGCCAGACUACAACGAAAGCGACAGCGAGAGCAACGUGUCGGCGAAAGAAGAGGAGGCGGCGGGCAAGAACUGCAAGGAAGCGAAGGAGAAGCCUGCCGAGAAGGGCAAGGAGGAGGCGGCGGCGGGCGGCGCGGAGCAGCCCGAGGCGAGCCGCAGCCAGAGCCAGAGCAGCCCCAGCGUGAGCCGCAGCCGCAGCCAGAGCCCCUCCGAGAGCCAGACCCGCAGCCACAGCAGCAGCGCCAGCUCGGCAGAGAGCCAGGACAGCAAGAAGAAGAAGAAGAAGAAGGAGAAGAAGAAGCACAAGAAACACAAAAAACACAAGAAGCAUAAGAAACACGCUGGAAAUGAGUCGGAAUUGGAGAAGAGCCAAAAACACAAACACAAGAAGAAGAAAUCCAAGAAGAGCAAAGAUAAAGAGAAGGAUGACCAAAAAGUUAAAUCUGUCACUACAUAGAAUGACAGAUUACGAAGAAUUGACUUAAUUCCUAAGUCAUCUGUAUUAAAUUUUGUUAAAAUGUAAACGAAUUCAAGCUUUGUAAAUAAUGACAUGAAAGACCCUGUGCUGCACUUAAAAUAUUGCUGCUUGAUUAUUUGAUUUUUACAUCAGAGCUUUAUAAAGUGAACAUUUUGUACAGAAUUGUGAGUUGUGACCAUGUAACAUGAAAGGUUUUGCUGGGGCAUCUUAUUUUUAACCACCGUUAAUUAGUUUGGGUGGAGUUUACUGUACUGUGAAGAUUUUCACAUUUGA
This is a messenger RNA of Nothoprocta perdicaria, 5679 nucleotides long. RefSeq names its product RB binding protein 6, ubiquitin ligase (gene RBBP6). Gene Ontology annotation, cellular component: nucleus. The record is from RefSeq and is a predicted model, not a curated record. Gene Ontology annotation, biological process: ubiquitin-dependent protein catabolic process; protein ubiquitination; mRNA processing. Lineage: Eukaryota; Metazoa; Chordata; Aves; Tinamiformes; Tinamidae. The coding region runs from base 10 to 5385 and encodes 1791 amino acids. The transcript is spliced from 18 exons. Gene Ontology annotation, molecular function: nucleic acid binding; zinc ion binding; ubiquitin protein ligase activity.